CUUGCCUCCAGAGGCCACAGCCUGCCAGCACCCGUUCCAGCUCCCAGCCCAGCUAUGGCAUCCCUGCUGCCCGUCCGGACCUUGCCCUCGAUCCUGAUUCUGCUGACUGUCCUGGCCCUGGGGGCUUCAGACUUCAACAUCUCAAGCGUCUCUGGUCUGCUGUCUCCGGCGUUAACAGAGAGUCUGCUUGUUGCCUUGCCCCCCUGUCACCUCACAGGGGGCAAUGCCACACUGAUGGUCCGGAGAGCCAAUGACAGCCAAGGUUUGCUACUCCCUCCCAAGAUGGCCCCCUGGUCCCCAGAGACCCCUACCCAGGACACCACCUGCACCCCUUCCCCUGCUCCCGCCUUCCUAUCAACCCUUCUCCUUGGCCACCCAUAUUCUGCUGCCCUUUCUCCUUGGGGCCCCCAGAAAACACCCCUGACUUCACCCCCAAUUUCCCGCCCAGUGGUGAAAUCUAGCUUCGUGGUGCCUCCGUGCCGUGGGCGCAGGGAGCUGGUGAGUGUGGUGGACAGUGGGGCCGGCUUCACGGUCACCCGGCUCAGUGCGUACCAGGUGACAGCCCUCUUGCCAGGAACCAAAUACUACAUCUCCUACCUAGUGACGAAGGGGACAUCCACUGAGUCCAGUAGAGAGAUCCCAAUGUCCACACUUCCUCGAAGGAAGGUGGAAUCCAUUGGGCUGGGAAUGGCCCGGACGGGGGGCAUGGUGGUCAUCACAGUGCUGCUCUCUGUCGCCAUGUUCCUGCUGGUUCUGGGCUUCAUCAUCGCCCUGGCCCUGGGUGCCCAGAAGUGAGGAGGCCAGUGCCAGGCAGCAGGCCUCCAGGAGGUCCAGGAUGCUGUCCAUUUCCCCAGGCCACGGCUUUGCCCUGUGUGCCUGCCUCCUCUCCUGAAAAGACUGCCUGCUCCCAGGCCUCAACCAUGGCUUCCUCAGGGCCUUCACCUCUCCUCGCUGCCCCCUCUCACCAGAGCCCUUUCCUCCCUCUGCCCUCCCCUAGGUUCCCGGUGCCUCACCUCCCAAUACUCCCUAUAAGCCCCUCAGCCCACUCCUGUCAGAACUGACGCUCCUCCCACUUCACCUCUUUAAUCACCACCGCCCCCCCAAUAAUUCAC
This is a messenger RNA of Zalophus californianus (California sea lion), 1112 nucleotides long. RefSeq names its product uroplakin 2 (gene UPK2). NCBI's taxonomy places the organism in Eukaryota, Metazoa, Chordata, Mammalia, Carnivora, Otariidae. Gene Ontology annotation, biological process: epithelial cell differentiation. Gene Ontology annotation, cellular component: apical plasma membrane. The transcript has 4 exons. The coding region runs from base 55 to 795 and encodes 246 amino acids. The record is from RefSeq and is a predicted model, not a curated record.